Molecule: messenger RNA, 1600 nt
Organism: Hordeum vulgare subsp. vulgare (domesticated barley)
Lineage: Eukaryota; Viridiplantae; Streptophyta; Magnoliopsida; Poales; Poaceae
Product: zinc finger protein STAR3-like
Exons: 2
Coding region: 134-1243 (369 amino acids)
Biological process (GO): response to aluminum ion; response to acidic pH
Source: RefSeq, a predicted model, not a curated record
AGUACGAAGAGAACAAAGGUGCAAUCAAACACGCCCAUUGAAUGGACCUGUACGCAAGAAGAAUCGCAAACCUCGAAAUCAUCUAGCGAGGUCGUCGGGCUAAUCCAAGUUGGGCACCACCGUCUAUCACUGAAUGGACUCCACCACCAACCAAUUCGCCGGCGCCGCCGCUGGCGCGUUAUCGACUAAGACGGCACCGCUGCCGGCCAUGCUCGCUGACGCCUUUAUCGGCGCCGGAGCUGGAGGAGGAGAUGGGGACCCCAACGCCGCUCUCCAACGGCUGGCAGCGCUCGGCGAUCGCAUGGCUGCUGUCCGGCGCCUCCUCUUCGCCUCCAUUUCUGGUGAAUCGCAGCCCCUCUCCUCCUCCGAUAUUCAAUCCGUGUCCUCCGAGAUCUCAUCUGCCGCUCACCUCGUCGUCCUCAACGCCGCCUCCCUUCUUUCUUCCUCCCUCCCUUUUCCCGUCCCAUCUGCCCCUCCUGCCCCUCCCGCUCCUAUCCAAGAGCUUCCCGCCGCGGCCUCCACCACCGAUGUGCUUCCCCAAGAAGCCACCAAGGGCUACGAUGUCGUGGAGCUCGAUGCCGACGAGUUGCUCGCGGAGCAUGUCCACUUUUGCAAUAUCUGCGGUAAGGGCUUCCGCCGCGAUGCGAACCUCAGGAUGCACAUGCGUGCGCACGGCGACCGAUUCAAGACCCUGGAUGCGCUCUCCCGGCCUGGUCAGGCAAAGCCAGCUGAUGGCCGCGAUGUGCGGUUUUCCUGUCCUUUCACGGGGUGCAACCGGAACCGGGCGCACCGCCGCUUCCGGCCGCUCAAGUCAGCGGUGUGCGCGCGCAACCACUUCCGACGCAGCCACUGCCCCAAACUCUACGCGUGCGAGCGCUGCGGUGGCAAGAAGCGUUUUGCUGUUCUUGCCGAUCUCCGCAGCCACCUCCGCCACUGCGGUGAGGAGGCACAGUGGCGCUGCUCCUGUGGCACCACCUUCUCCCGCAAGGACAAGCUGUUCGGCCAUCUCGCCCUCUUUGAAGGCCAUAUGCCAGCCAUGUCCCCGCUGAACAAGGAUGCAGUGACAGGGACUACAGAGGCACCCCUUGAUAUAAUGGAUGAAGGAGGAAUCGAAGACGGGGAAGAUGGCGGUGAAGGUGGUUUUGAUCCGGAGUUCUUCAAGGAAUGGAUGGAGGAGCUCAAAGAUGAUGGUGUACCUGCUGGUGGCACAAUCUGGUCUGGACGGGCAGCAGCUGGGCAAUAGCAGUGUUGCAAGUUCUGUUUGGGGUGCUAACAACAGCAAGAGGCGUUGGCUGCGUAAGUGGCUGAAAGAGCAGUUGGGAGAUGCUUAUGAAGAACAACGCAGAGGUUUCUAACAAGAGCAGCGGGGGCAUAUGCCCUUGUUUGUAUGGCGCAGUAGAGUCUGGAAUCACUUUGCCAGUCUCCUCGUCGCUCCCUUGUUAUUCUGUACCUAUUGUCCUGUUGGCAGAAACAUAUCCCAGAUGUUAGUUAUUCACUUGCGCGGUUGCGAUGCUCUCUUUCUAUGCCAACUGGUGCAAAUACCGAAGACACCGAAUAAUUAAGGUGCCAGUUUAACUUGGAACGGCGCAUAUUCAUCGGA